Gadus morhua (Atlantic cod) is the source of this 1051-nucleotide messenger RNA. It is a transcript of the gene myl13, whose product is annotated as myosin, light chain 13. NCBI's taxonomy places the organism in Eukaryota, Metazoa, Chordata, Actinopteri, Gadiformes, Gadidae. Bases 290 to 832 code for a protein of 180 amino acids. Gene Ontology annotation, molecular function: calcium ion binding. The transcript has 7 exons. Gene Ontology annotation, cellular component: myosin II complex. The record is from RefSeq and is a predicted model, not a curated record.
AGGUCACGCGCCGGUGUGCGGGCUGGGAGAUGACACCUGUGGUGGCACAGUAGAUAAAUGGGCCCCGCCAGCCUAAGGGGCUACUUUCCACCAUAGCGUGCAGAACCCUUCGGCGGUGUUAAUUCGUCCUAUCCUCACCCUUGAAAGACCCUCGCAAUGGCGCCAAAGAAGAAGGAAGAGCCCAAGCCGGUGGAAGCUCCUAAGCCUGAGCCCGAACGCCCCAAGACGCCAGUGUUUGACUCUGCAUCAGUGAAGAGAUUAGACGUGUGAAUGCGGCGUACAUGCUGUGAUGCAUGUCUCUUACAGAGCACCAGGGACACCAUGUGACAUAAACACAACAGUGCAUGCAGACAGAAGUAUUGGUAAACCCGAGUUGGAGUUCACCCCUGAGCAAAUUGAAGAUUUCAAAGAUGCCUUCCAGUUGUUCGACAGAACACCCGCCAAUGAAAUGAAGAUAACUUACGCACAGUGCGGCGACCUCACCAGAGCCCUUGGUCAAAACCCAACCAACAAGGAGAUCAUGUACGUUCUAGGAAAGCCCAAGCCAGAAGAAAUGCAAACCAAGAUGCUGAACUUUGACGAGUUCCUGCCUAUGCACCAGCACUUCUGUAAGGGGAAGGACAGCGGGACGUAUGAGGACUUUGUUGAGGGUCUGAGGGUGUUCGACAAGGAGGGCAACGGUACAGUCAUGGGCGCUGAGCUCAGACACGUUCUCUCAGUAAUGGGUGAGAAGCUGAAGGAGGACGAGGUGGAGCAGCUGAUGCAGAACCAGGAGGACGCCAACGGCUGCAUCAACUACGAGGCCUUUGUCAAACACAUCAUGGCGUCUUAAGAAAAUGAUGACUUCAGAAGGCCGGAAUCGAUGUAUACAUCCAAUUCUAUCUCCCAGUCUUCACUUAUGCAUAUUGCGUUACAAAGGACUUUUCAAUGUUGUUUGUCUUGAUUGAGUGCCCGACUUGGAGGCAAGAAACAGUAUACAUUUGUUGCACAUAAACCUUGUUCAUAUUGUAACCUAAUUAAAUUCGGAAAUAAAGGAUACUUUUUCCAACAA